Molecule: messenger RNA, 1986 nt
Organism: Symbiodinium necroappetens
Lineage: Eukaryota; Dinophyceae; Suessiales; Symbiodiniaceae
Source: the annotation of a GenBank genome assembly
GCUGACGGAGUCCAAUACCCAUUGCAGACUGUGACACCAAUCCGCUGCACCCCUUCCACAGGCUCAGAGCUCCUGAGCCUUGGGUCUCUUUUUGCCGCGGCCAUUCUGCAGGACAAGUACGAAGGGCAUGCGACGCCGGCUUUCCUGAAAAGAUUUGAAGCUAAGAAGCUUCGGUCUGCCUAUGCGCAGAUCCUGUCUGCCUAUUUGUCGGGCAGGACCGACAGCUGCAGCUUACUCUUGAGCGGUGCGAAGACCCAGAAGGUUUCCAAAGCUCAGCCUUCCUUGCUGAACGAGGUGCAGCAGAUUCAGAUCGAGUCUGCUGGGUCAGUGUCAUUCUACGGCCAGGAGGCCUUGGGCGGCCAGCGGAAGAGUUGCGAUCUCUACCCGGACAGGCCCCACCGACAGAUGCCAUCUCCGCGACUUGAUGGCCUGGAUGCACCGCGCUGGAUUGCAUCCGCCCACAUCGUGAUUUUCCAUUACUACCAGUCAACCGGUGUCACGUAUUUCGAGUUCGGUGGCCUUUGGACACAGUUCUUCUUCAUACUGGGAGGUUUCAUCUUGUCCUACACUGAAAUCUCAAAACCACAAGGGGGCAACACUCUCACCGUGGUGCAAUACCUCCAGAAGCGACUUGUGACCAUCUACCCGCUUCACUUCGCAACACUGUUGAUGUGUGUCUUAGACCGUUCCGAGCGAAGCCUCUUCGAAUGGUGCUGUUUGCCGUUGAAUGCUCUGCUGCUUCAGUCGAUCGUUCCAAUCUGCUACGAGAACACGUGUGCUGCCUACAUGUACAACGGUGUCUCAUGGUUCCUCUCGUGCUUGCUGAUAUACUGGAUCUGUGUUCGCCCCCUUUCGCGCCUAUUUCAAGCAACAUCGCUGUGUACAUGCAUGGUCUGUCUCGCAGGUUGCUGGCUGUGUUCGCUUCUUCCUUUGGCUUUGUACCCCGAUGAGAACAGCGGUGGUUCGGAGUACGCGCGACUGGUCCUUUCGAACCUGGUGCAGGCGACACCGGUUGCCUACUUCCAUGUGUUCCUGUCCGGAGUGGUGGCUUCUCGCGUCUUCAUCCUUCUCUGCUUGGUGGACAAAGAAACAGGACUGCCGCCGUCAGAAGGAACAACGGAUCUAGUGCUCGCCACGGAGCGGGCGCCACUGGUGCUCAGAUACGGCUGCACGCUCGGAUACCUGUUGUGGGCUGGAUUGGUCAUCAGUUGGUCCUUCUUGGAACCUGGUAUCAGCAACGGGCUUCACCAUGGAAAAGUGUACUGGAUGUUUCACGACGGGGGUUUGAUCCCGGUCCUGGUGCUCAUCCUGCUGGGCUGUGGUCUAGGUGAGGACCCCUUGGUGAAGUACCUCUUCCGCACGCACGUGUUCCGAAUCCUGGGACGGAUCUCAUAUUCCCAGUAUCUCUUGCAGGAUCCCGUUUCUUCAUUCUUGGCCUUCUACCUUAUCCCGGACCGCCGUGGACCAUGGGGCCACAAUCCCGUACCAGAAAAGUUCCUCAUCGCGUACCCCUUUGUGCUGUUGCCGUCAGCGUACUUCAUUGAGAACUACUUUGUUCAGCCCUACGUCCUUUGGCUCCGGCACCAGCUCAAGGAGCCAAGCUCCGACUGCUCCAACUGUGGGCUGGGAUGCAGAAGAUGGUGUUCAGCACUCUUCGAAGUUUUCCCACAUAGACGGAAGAAAGACCCGGAGUCCGUGCUCGGCGUUGACCCACAACGCCUGGCAGCCAUUGCAGAGAGUGCAGAGGACUCCGCCCAGGAGGCCAUCAAUGAAAUCGAGCCUCAGUACCACAAGCGUGUUGUGGUCGUACCCGAUUACCAACGCAUGCAGAUGGAGGAGGAAGAGAUCGCCUCUCAAAGCUGUGACAGCCAGAGCAACGACGAAGAGUCGGGUUCAGGCUCGGGCGAGUCGACCGCCGCUGGAGAGAGGAAUUUUCCUACCCGCUGGCUGGCUUCGAUGACUUUCUCAAACUUGACGAACGACUGA